AUGUCGGAAUUCAUAUCAUUUCUGCCUCCUCCGGGUCUCGCACUCGCCAAAUACGAUUCAGCCGCGCUACACACAACGCAGUCGCCCGAUGUGCCAGAAGUGUUCCGUGAUGCCAUGAGCGUGCGCGAAGAUGUCUUUGUCAAGGAGCAGAACGUCGCGUUGGAGAACGAGGUCGACAUGGACGACGCCCGCAGCUUCCACUGGGUCGCUUACGCCUCCGUUGGCACGUCCAGCAGCGACAGUAACACAGCUAUGGGCGGAGUCGACAAGGACUCUGCGACAUCUGCGGAAAAUCCGGGUCGCAAAGGCAGUACCGCCAUGAGACUGCCUGUUGGUACAAUCAGACUCGUGCCUCCUCCUCACCCUCCCCACCCUGAGCCUGGAUCAAGUCAAAAGAUUGACAACCACGAAGGCUUGCCGCAAGACAUGCAGAGUGGGUUUAGCAAGACUGAUAUGCACGACGGCAAGGAAGCAUAUAUAAAGUUGGGCCGACUCUCUGUCCUUGAAGCAUUCAGAAAGCUUGGGCUUGCUCGCCUACUCAUUGACGCCGCUUUGACGUGGGCAUCGGAGAAUGGAGACAAGAUCCUCCCACCAAGGUCACCGGCAGCAGCGGAGCAGCGUAGACUCGAGCUAGGAGGUGGUGCCGAAGCGGAGGAUGUAUGGAGAGGGCUCGUGUUGGUACAUGCACAGGCGUAUCUGGAGAAGUACUGGGCCUCAUUCGGAUUCAUCAGGGACUCGAGCAUGGGAGAAUGGGAGGAAGAGAAGAUCAUGCACGUGGGCAUGUGGAAGCGUGUAGAAGUGGGAGCACAGUCACCGGUAGCGAGGAAGUCAAGCGUGGUGGGUUGA
Molecule: messenger RNA, 846 nt
Organism: Aureobasidium subglaciale EXF-2481
Lineage: Eukaryota; Fungi; Ascomycota; Dothideomycetes; Dothideales; Saccotheciaceae
Exons: 1
Coding region: 1-846 (281 amino acids)
Molecular function (GO): acyltransferase activity, transferring groups other than amino-acyl groups
Source: RefSeq, a predicted model, not a curated record